Messenger RNA from Phytophthora infestans T30-4, 1302 nucleotides. RefSeq lists its product as uncharacterized. Bases 1 to 1302 code for a protein of 433 amino acids. NCBI's taxonomy places the organism in Eukaryota, Oomycota, Peronosporomycetes, Peronosporales, Peronosporaceae. The record is from RefSeq and is a predicted model, not a curated record. The transcript is spliced from 3 exons.
AUGUCGGAGAACGAACCAGCGGUCGAUGGCGUUGGUGGUGUUGGAGUCGAUCCUGUUGGUACCGAUUGCGUUGAUGGUGCUGCCGCUGUUGCUGUCAGCUGCGAGGAUGCCGUUGGAGAUUCAGUCACCGGAGAAAUUGUUGUCGUAGGAGUUCCCGUCAUUGGACAGGAGGGCGGUGCCCUUCAUGAGCAAUACCUAUUUAACCUUCUUCCGGGCGCCUUCAGCCUCAUUGGUUUCACCUACGGUGUCUCGGAAGGUCAGGCGACACGUGGAGGAAAGAUCAAGGUCAAGGUCGUUCCGAGUGGUCGAUGGGCAGACAGUCAGACUGAGACUGUCGAACUUGUUCACGCAGAGAUAACUCCGAGAGUGGUGACAACUCAGGAGGCCCUAGAUGGAGUGGGUACCUUCGUGGGAAGCGCUAUAUGCACGCCAAGGGUGCCCCCAGGGAAGGCCCGAAUUUGGGACUACGGAUUAGUCGUUGGUUAUGACUGGGAUGAAGAGUCGCUUCGAGGAACCCUUGAUGUUAACUUUGACGGGGUCGAACUACAGGUUGCACAUAAGCCAAACUCGAUUCAGGAUGUUGCUGUUGAGAUUUAUGUGUUGCGGCCUUGUGGUGGUCGUGGCGUGGGUCUGAUUAUGCCACUUGAACUCAAGCAGAGACACGAAAAGAUCUACAACAAGUUUAGCGGAGUUGGCCAGCUGGCUGUUCGGGACUCGACAGCUCUGCUCGCUGAAGUUGGCAGCACUCCCAUCGAUGAGUCAAAACUGGUGCCACUCCUUGAUGUAACAAGUUUCAAAGUGUAUCAAGUGACCAUUCAACACAUCCUUGAUUACGUCUACUACAAAGACGGAAAGCGCACGGCACCACCCGAAAUUAAAUUGGGCGAUAGCAUUUUCAACUUACCCAGCGAAGACGACAACAGUCAGGACCGGUCCAGAUCGAAUCGUCGUGAGCUAAAUCCGCAGAGCGAACCUGUGUUCAGUGAUGGUCUUAGUGACGCGGAGGACGAUAGCGAGCCCCAGGUGUCGGUGCGACUGGACAGGCCUCCAGCGGAGUCGGCGUCAAAACGCAGACGUGUGAACAGCGCUGCCAACACCGGCAGCUGCGCUGAAGAUCGUAUGCAGCGACGUGGGCACAGCGCUUUGUGGGGUUUGUUCAAAUUCACUGGAGAAAAUUUGGUUUCUUUCCACACCCUGCUAUUCUGCGUGGCCUGUUUGGAUGGGACUUCGGUACGAGAGGGCUCUCCAUCCGACAUUUCGUUCGAGUUACUGAGCAAGAAAAAUGCAGCGGGGCUGCCGUAG